Saccostrea echinata is the source of this 1586-nucleotide messenger RNA. RefSeq lists its product as uncharacterized. The record is from RefSeq and is a predicted model, not a curated record. Lineage: Eukaryota; Metazoa; Mollusca; Bivalvia; Ostreida; Ostreidae. The transcript has a single exon. The coding region runs from base 76 to 1560 and encodes 494 amino acids.
CAAGUAAUGUCUUCUACAAGAAAAAUUCGAAAUGGUGUAAAAAAGCGCCCUCAUGACGCCGACGCUUAACGCGCAAUGUUUGUGCCUCGUGCGCAUGUGCACCUCAGUAAUCCCGAUUCCAAGAGAUUAUGGUUUUCCCGAAGACCAUCCAGACGAAACGUAAUACAACGAAAAUUGAAAUGGUACGAAUGUGUGCGCAUGCCCUGUUUGAUGCCUACUCUGGUAGGAACAGCAAUAGGAGUUUUGAUUUUAAUCAGUGGGGCUCUUAUGAGUUUUAUCGGAUAUAAUCCCAGUGCGUUUCUAGGGAUACCCGAGGAAGACAGAUCCAGGCGCUUCAGGAGUAACGUGACCGAAACUACCGCAGUUUCUGUUGAGGGGUUAAAGGUUUUAGCGUACGUGGGGCCAGUGUUUAUGGGUGUAGGGUUCUUUGUCAUGAUCAUCGCCGUUGUAUUGUACUGUGAAAUUAAAGAAAAGUACGUGUGUAACAUUCUACCUCAGCACAAUGUCAAUGUCAAACAAGUCCAAAAGGAUGUUUUGUACGACAUGAUCAUCGACGAAUUCAGAAAAAAUUACUUCAGAGGAAUUCAAGUUCCCAUCCAGAAACGGACAAAAAGACAGAAGUCGGUGGAGGAAAGAUACCCGACUUUGUUUAAAGCUCUUAGCAUCAGUACGCCUGCACUUAUCAUCACACCUGAAAUCCAACGGAAGUGGAAGAACAGCUGUGAAGCUUCACCGAACCCGAGUCGAUCGCGAAGGAGGAAAUAUAUCUAUGACACAUGGUUAAAGACUUCGUCACUCCCGAAUAUUCGCGCACGCACCGGACAACGACAAGCGCUGCGCAACGAAAGACGUGUUCACAGACGGGCGGUUUUUCAGGAUCGUCUUUCCAAGAGUUGUGAUCACCAUGACAUGCAAAGUAAAUCUGUGGAUACGGAGAAAGAUGAUCGGGGAUCGUGUUUUGAUAACCCUGCUUAUAGGACUUCUCCCCCGCAGGAGAAAUUACCCCCACAAAUUCAGGUAAGUCCUCCUUCGACUCCUGAUGCUCUGGGAGCUGAUCUCGCCAACAUCUCGGUACACGUUGAUUAUCACGAGAUUCCUAACGGGAAAAUUGUUCAUUCUGUGUCGUGUGAUACAACAGACGACAGUUGUCGAACGUUCUCAAAUGAUCACAUUUCAUCCUCGAAAAGUUUUACAAGCGACCUCUCGCGGUCAGAUACGCGAGGGUUUACCAUGAAGAGGAAAUUGUAUCCUCAAAGUUGCAUUGAUCUCUGUGAUGAGGACAGCAGUGAUAAGCACGUGCUGGUGACACUUGACAAUGUGUCCGCUCAGAAAAACCUCCAAUGCCAAACUCAGAUCAAAACGGGAAGGAAGGGCGUGUUUAUCCGCAACAAUAAGCCCGGACCGUAUAAAACUCUGAUAGGGGUCUUUAGGAGCGAGUCAUGUUUAGACCGCAUUAAAAAAUUCACGAAGCCAAACAGCGACAAAGACAACGAUUCAUUAGAUUCCUUCACGCUGACCGAGGAUGUCCUUAGAAACUUUGAAAUGGCCGAGCUCUCCUAGCUAGAAUUUCCUCGGACCUUUUAUAC